Gryllus bimaculatus (two-spotted cricket) is the source of this 3162-nucleotide messenger RNA. Lineage: Eukaryota; Metazoa; Arthropoda; Insecta; Orthoptera; Gryllidae. The record is from the annotation of a GenBank genome assembly.
GCUCGCUACUGGAGUUUCCUCGGCCUGCUAUGUGUGACGUCACGCGAGAGCGCCACGGUCUGUACAGUUGUCUAAGAAUAAAAACUUUAAACCGAUAGAAUAUCUGUACUCUAUGUCGCCCCGCCCCCUCGCCAGCAAAGAGUGAAGAGCGCAAAGACAAAGCAUAUACAAAGUGAGUUCUCUGCGGAUGUCUGAGAGCAGCGGUGAGCAGGAGUAAGGUUAGGUUAGACCAGUGCUGGGUGAAGCAUGGUGGAGCAAGGAUGGUGUGGCUAAGGUGUAGUGUUUGAAAAAUAAUUUUUGUUAGUUCCUGGAACGCUAGACUGUUCUCGUCCCAGUUGAUAUAACAUCUCUUUACCUCGUGUUCUACGCUGUGCGUUCUUUCUGUUCCUCGAUGUUUUCUUUCUGUUUCGUUCGACCCGAAGCAUAACGUUCCAUAAGAUAGUGUGAUUAUUUGUAAGCAAAAUGUCGAGGCCGGAACAUCGAGCCCCUCCAGAAUUGUUUUAUAAUGAAGAAGAAGCAGGAAAAUACACAUCAAACUCUCGGAUGAUUGACAUUCAGGUGCAAAUGUCAGAAAGAGCUGUGGAAUUAUUGGCCCUUCCUCAAGAUGAACCGUGUUUGUUACUAGAUUUAGGAUGUGGUUCUGGACUGAGUGGAAGUGUUUUAGAAGAUCAAGGGCAUACUUGGAUUGGAAUGGAUAUAUCUCAAGCAAUGCUUAAUGUUGCUCUUGAACGAGAAGUGGAAGGAGAUCUUCUUUUAAGUGAUUUGGGUCAAGGAGUGCCCUUCAGGGCUGGAACAUUUGAUGGUGCUAUUAGUGUCAGUGCCUUACAAUGGCUCUGCAAUGCAGACAAGAAAAGUCAUAACCCAAUAAAACGCUUGUAUAAGUUCUUCAGCAUGCUUUUUGCCUCUUUGACUCGUACUGCAAGAGCUGUCUUGCAGUUCUAUCCUGAAAAUAGCGAACAAGCAGAGUUAAUCACAGCUCAGGCAAUGAAAGCUGGGUUCUUUGGAGGAAUGGUAGUAGAUUAUCCCAACAGUACAAGAGCCAAAAAGUUCUUUUUGGUUUUAAUGACCGGUACUUGUAUUCAGCUUCCUCAGGCAUUGGGUGAAGAAAGUGAAAGGACUUCAGUGAUUUACACACACAAAAGAGAACAAUUGAAAAAGAUGCGUGGCAAACCACUGAAGAAGAGUAGAGAUUGGAUUUUGGAGAAGAAAGAAAGGAGACGGAAACAAGGAAAGGAAACUAAACCAGAUUCUAAAUAUACUGGUCGGAAGCGAUCUGGUCGAUUUUGAAGUUUUGACAAUAAAUCUAUUAUAUACAGUUUGUGACUUUUUGUUGUUGUUGUUGUUGUUGUAGUAGAACAGUCAUAAGUUAUCUUAUUUAGGAAAUGGGAGAGUUCCUUAUUUUUGGGUUACAAUAAAUUAUUUUAUACAAGUUUUUACCAGUUAGAAUUGAGUAUUUGCAAUACAGAUACAUAACUGUGGAGUCUUACAAAAUUUGUAAUACAUCACUUGUAUUCUGCCUUUAAAUAUUGUUGCAACCAGUGCCCUAUUUAGUCUUGUCGGUAAUAACAAUGUAGUGGAGCAAUUAAUUGAGCAAUUUUGUAGCUGUCAUGAAACGAAAACUUGUUAUUCUCUGGUGACACCAACGAGGCACUGUUCCACCACUGAAUUGAAGGAGCAUGUCACUUCCACCGUCACUGUUUCAUGGGCCAUUUGCCAUAACAUUUCCACAAAAUAUAUUCUUGCAAAUAAAGAUGUCACAACUGAAUGGCUGACCUGAAACUAAAGUACCCUUACUUACCAGUAGCCAGCAGAAAAGUAAUGAAAUGAGUUUUCAUUUUUGUGCAUUUAGUGAAACUUACACUUAUUGAAAUUAAGUAACGAGGUAUUUAAUACCUGCUGGUCUCUGAAACUCUGUUUCUCAGAUCACAUGUUUUAUAAAGCAAAACCUGCAUUAGUUCGGUAUUUUUAGAUUCAAAGCGCUCUAAAAUCAAAGUUGGUAUGGACCCCUAUUUUGGCUUGUGUGGAGUGUUAAUUGUUAAGUUCAAAAUUACUACACAAUGAAUUUGGCAUAAAUUGUUACGUAUUCCUCUUAAGAUACAAGUCAGCCAAUUGUUCAUUGCCAACCGCUUCAAAUGUGUUAAUUAUGAAAUAUUUCAUAUUUUAAAUGAGCGACACAAAAUAUUUUUUUGCAUUGGUAAGACAUAAAUUUAAAUUUUAUUAAAUUGCAUACCAUUUCUGAAUCCUGCAUGCAAAUUUCUCUUUGGAGAUAUGUAAAUGAAACUAGGUUGGAUCAGUAGACAUUCGUAAGAUGAAAUGGAUAGUUGAGUUUGGUAAGGUUCUGUGGUUCCCUUGUGUCCUAAUUCAUCUCUUCAAGCGAUUCCCCAAGGAAACUCGAGGUGGCUCAGAGCGAAGUCCCAAGAAGGUCGGGUUCGAUUCCCAGAAAAUCCCAUGUAAAAAUUGUUUCAAACAAGAGUUUGCCUACUUUACAUGGGCUAGUCCAACCCCUGUGAAAUGUCCUAAUCAUUACACCUUUCCUUAAUCCUUUCUAAUUCUGGCCACUAGGUAGUGACACAGGAGCGUGUGUGGGAGGCACCUACACGGAAAUGCCACCUGGUGAUCGUCUGGGCUACGAUGUACUAAUGAGAACUAAGUAACGGAGGAUUACUCCAUUAACAUGGUAGUGAAGGAUUACUCCAAGAGUGCUCAACACCCCGCAAGGGUUAAGGGGCAUGUUGCUUGGUGAUGAAGAUGCUACAAAUACCUGAUGUGACAGUGAAACCAAAUUAUAGGGAUUAUUAAUGUGUUUUGAUUGCUCUUCCACAUAAUACCAUGUACUUCCAUACAUGCCAAUUACUACCUACUAAUUUUUGAGUGCCUGCCCUUAAAUUAAUUGGCCUUAUGAAUGGCGUGUACACUGCAGCAAUGAAUUGUUGCAACACCUCUACAUCAGCAUUAAUAUUUCUUGUUUUUGCAUAAUUAGGAUGAACAAAGAUAUGCUACCUUUGCUAAAUGAGUGAAAAUACUGUGUAAAGAUUGACAAAUUAUCAAAUAACUACUGCUUGGCUUUAGGCACCAUGUAAUAAAUGAAAACAGCAUAACAAAAUUAAUAAAACUUUUAGUGUGUAGGUGCACUUUUAAUAAAAUGACUUCAGAUAUUUCUGA